UGAUUGCAGAAGAGCACAGUAGCAGCCCAAAGUAAAGAUGUCAACUUGGAAUAAUGGCAGCCCAAAUUGCAGUUGAGAAAAAUAAUGAAAGGCAAAGAAAAGAUACAUGUAAGAGAGAAGGUAUCCCUUUCUUUUCUUGAAGUGUGAAAGGUUUGAACACUAAGCAACCUGCUUCUCCUCUCUCUCUCUCUCUCUCUCUCUUUAUCAUCUCAUCUCUUUUAAAAAGUCCCCAUCUGGUCUCCUCCUCCAAUAUUCCCUCAACAGAACAAAGCUACUCACCAAAAAGCCAGUCUUUUUGUUAUUCGCUCUCGCUUUGUCUCAUUUUUUACUCAAGCAAUUCGAAGAAAGAACAAAUGUGGCAAACACAGCCCAACAAAUCCUGUUUCAGAGAAUCCAUCAAAGCUCUUGAAGCUGAUAUACAGCAUGCCAACACCCUGGCAGCUGCUCUCCCAAUAGAUUAUUGUGGGGAUAGUAUUCAGAUGAGAUUGUCUUACAGCCCCUUCGCCCCCUUUCUUCUUUAUUUGAUUGAGUGGAUGGAUUAUAGUUGUACAGAUACCCUCCCCAGUUAUUUAGGCCUUCUCCACGUACUUAUAUACAAGGUAUAUGUUGAUGGGAUGCCAACAAUGUCCUCAAAAGAAAGGAAAGCUAGUCUACGGGAAUUUUAUGCCGUAAUUUACCCUUCUCUUAGACAACUUGAAGGCGAGUUCAUUGAAUUGGAAGAUAGUACAUUGGGAAGCCAAUCCACAGAAAUCUUAGCCAGAAAGAGAGCGGAAGGGAGGAGGAAGCUUUCUGAUAAUGAUCUAGAGAGAGAUGAAGAAUGUGGGAUAUGCAUGGAGAAUUGCACAAGGAUGGUAUUGCCCAGCUGUGGGCAUGCUCUGUGCAACAGUUGCUUCCACGACUGGAAUGUGCGGUCUCAGUCCUGCCCUUUUUGUCGCGGCAGCCUAAAGAGAGUUAGCUCUAGAGAUUUAUGGGAUCUCAUUAGCAACUGUGAUGUGAUUGAUACAAUUGCUCUUGCAAAGGAGAAUUUGAGACGUUUCUACCUUUAUAUUGAAAAUCUGCCACUCGUUAUGCCUGACACACAUGUGGUUAUAUAUGAUUACAUGCUUUGACUCCAGAGGAAGCAUUAAGUAGUAUGCUAAAUGAAAUGCUGAUUACCCAUUGUAUAGAGUCUGGGGAAGUUUAAAUCUCGUCUACCAUGGCAGGUUGAGUAGCUGUUCCAUGGCAGUUGUAUAUAGUUAACAUAACUGCUGGAUGUCUUUGAUCAUCCAUGGAAUCUCUCAAGACAAAAGCAAGGACAAUGCACCUGCACGUAUGUUGAGACUAGCAAAUGUAAAAAUGUAUAAAAGGUAUGCUUGGCCUUCAACUCAGCUUUUUGGAACCUGAGUGUUGGGAAUGUAAAUGGAAACAUAUUUGAUUAAUAUAUGUGUUUCUGCUUAUUAUACUA
Messenger RNA from Corylus avellana, 1444 nucleotides. Its product is annotated as E3 ubiquitin-protein ligase AIRP2. The record is from RefSeq and is a predicted model, not a curated record. Gene Ontology annotation, biological process: protein ubiquitination. NCBI's taxonomy places the organism in Eukaryota, Viridiplantae, Streptophyta, Magnoliopsida, Fagales, Betulaceae. Gene Ontology annotation, molecular function: ubiquitin protein ligase activity.